Menidia menidia (Atlantic silverside) is the source of this 891-nucleotide messenger RNA. The record is from the annotation of a GenBank genome assembly. Lineage: Eukaryota; Metazoa; Chordata; Actinopteri; Atheriniformes; Atherinopsidae.
CUGAAGUGUCUCCAUUCGCCGCGUGAUAUGGCAAUUUCAAUCUCUGUUCAAUGUCUCGGCCUCAUUACACUCGCUGCAAUCCUCCUUCAGACCAUCGCGGUUGCCGUCAGUUUUAUAUACUUCAACAAGGUUCUGAACACGAUGCAGGAGAGCUUUUCUCGGAGCAGCGUGUCGUGUCUGAUAAAUGCAAAGCUGCAUUUAGGGUCUGAGGAUCCACCAGCUGACGACCAAAGAAAAGACCCCUGUUGGCAGGUCACACAACAGCUCCACUACCACAUCGAAAAGAAGAUUGCUGACAGAUUCCAAAAGGAGAUGUCCACUGCUGUGAGAAAUAAGCUGACCGGAGUGCUGCCUGUACUGCGCCCUGGGGUCCGAGGGGUCCCUCUGCCUAAAGUUGCUGCCCAUGUAACUGGUGUUAGCUCAUCAUUGAAGCUUCCAGCAGCAGAGAGCUCGCCAAGCAGCAAGGGUUAUUUAGGGGAGCGCAUCAGAGAGUGGGACGGCCAGAGAGGCCUGUCCUUUCUGGAGAACAUGGAGCUGAGGGGGGGUGAGCUGCUGGUGCCCAGAGCAGGCCUCUACUACAUCUACGCACAGACAUACUUCAGACUUUACUCCACAGAGGAGGCAGAAGGGGAACCACAGGAAGAGGAGGGCACAGAGCUCGUCCAGUACAUCUACAAAAAGAUGAGUUCCUACACAGGCCCCAUAUUGCUGAUGAAAUCAUUUCAGAGUGCCUGCUGGCCCCGGGGCCCCGAGCCUGGUGUCUUCUCACUGCACCAAGCAGGUACCGCCUUCCUACAGCCCGAUGACCGCCUCUUCAUCACUGUCAGCAACGCCACCGCCAUGGAGAUGGAUGGGAGCGCAAGCUACUUUGGGGCUUUCCUGAUUGGCUAG